AUGCCUCCAUACUCUGUUACUCUUCAAACCGGUCACACGAAUGAAAGUCGCGACUUUCAUGGUCAGCUGCUGUUCGAGCAUCACGAUGUACCAUUUCCUGUAACUCACAAAGAUGGUCCUUUGAGGAAUGCGCUUCCUCAAAAUGACAUGAAAGCUCCUGGUGCACCACUACCACAGAUAUCAGAAGAUAGUUGUCUUCAGGAUUUUGUACCUCCAAGAGCUCCAUUAUCUCUUCCCAGCACAAUCUUAUACCCUUCAUUCUCACCCUCAACCCCUAUUCCCUCUCAAAUGUUACCCAAUUCGCCCGUUGCCAUGGGCAGCUAUGACGAGGGGUCUUGGUUGCAGGCUUUCGAUGACGACGACGACGAUGCCCCUCAACCAAUGGAACAUAUCGUAAAAUGGAAGGCCAUUCGCGAUCAAGCGAUCGUCGUCACAGGCACCACUGUCUACAUCCCUCAGACAAUAUAUCAACCAUACACAGAGGCCGAUCGUGUCCGCUACAUUGAGAAAGCCGAUCUUAAGGAGCCCAUCAUCUUUAGGACAGCUCAUCCCGACCAAUGGGGUAUAGCACUCGAGGACGCCCUAAAAGCUAAUAUGAAAGACCUUCUCGAUAAAUAUGACAAUAUGUUCGAGAACUGCGGACUCUCUGUGUCCAUCCGGCUUCAGUGGCCUGGGUACCGUGCAUGGACGAGGCAGAUCCCUACGAUGGACUUCAAAAGUCCGAAGGGUCCUAUCACCAGGGCUAAGUUGGCUAAAAACAUCGCCAACUGCGUGAAACGGUUCAUCGAAGAAAAGGAAAAGGAACGUAUGGAGAUGGAAGCGGACCGUAGGUGGAAGGUUGGAACACGCUACAUCAGAAUGGAGGAUCUUAUCUUGGUGUCCCUGCACCACAUCGCCAAGGGCAGUUGGCAGCCUCAACUACGCCUACGCACUCCGCUGAGUGAAAUUCAACUCCGGCGCCUUCAAGCUCCAGCUCCGCCUUCCAUCGUAUAUUAA
Molecule: messenger RNA, 996 nt
Organism: Suillus subalutaceus
Lineage: Eukaryota; Fungi; Basidiomycota; Agaricomycetes; Boletales; Suillaceae
Exons: 6
Coding region: 1-996 (331 amino acids)
Source: RefSeq, a predicted model, not a curated record